UAAAUCCCGUUGUUCCUCGCUUCUUCUUCUUUUUUCUAAAAGCCACGGAGAAUCAGCGACGACGACGACGGCGGAGCGCUAGUGAAUAUUUUUUUUAUUUAUGUUCGUUUGAGUUCCGUUUCCGGACCAUCAUUGUGAUUCGAGAAUCAGGAGAAAGCAGCCGCAACUCGUAAAAGAUGGCCAGCGUAAGACUGAUCGGUGCCGCGCUGCAACGAAACGUGACCUUUGGACGGGCGCUUCAGCUGAGGGCGCACCAAUCGCAAAUGACGGCGCGACUGCUGGCGACGGCCGCACCGGCCACUAGUAAACACAUCCGCACCCGGCUCGUCGACAAUGUGCUGGUCAUCACACUGGACUCGCCGGGAGUGAAGGUGAACUCACUGAACGAGGAAGUCCAGGCCGAGUUUGAUGCCGUGAUCCGUGAGGUCGAAACCAAUCCGUCCGUCAGCUCGGCCGUGCUGAUCUCCGGUAAACCGGGCUGUUUCGUGGCCGGUGCCGAUAUAACGAUGCUGGAGAAGUGCAAAUCGGUCGAAGAGGCGACUCGAGUUUCGCACGAAGGCCAGAUCCAGUUCAGCAAGUUGGAGAAAUCCCGCAAACCGAUUGUGGCCGCCAUCAAUGGCGUGUGUCUCGGCGGUGGGCUGGAACUGGCGCUCGCUUGUCAGUAUCGUGUGGCGUUAAAGGAUAAGAAAACGGUCGUUGGACUGCCGGAGGUAAUGCUAGGACUGUUGCCUGGUGCCGGUGGUACUCAGCGAUUGCCGAAGCUCACCUCCAUCCCGACGGCCCUCGAUCUGGCACUGACCGGUAAGUCGGUUAAAGCGGAUAAGGCGAAGAAGCUGGGCAUUGUCGAUCUGUUGGUGAACCCACUCGGUCCCGGACUGAAGCCAGCCGAACAGAACACCCUCGAGUACCUGGAGCAGGUGGCCAUACAGGUGGCGAAGGAUUUGGCCUCGGAGAAACUGAAGGUGAGCCGCCAGAAGACGGGCCUCGUCAAUAAGGUGACCGAGUUUGCGUUCGGCAUCGAAUGGGUCAAAGAAAAGGUGUUUGCGAAGGCCCGCGAGCAGGUGAUGAAGCUAUCCGGUGGCCUCUAUCCGGCACCACUCAAGAUCCUGGACGUGAUCCGUGUUGGUGUCGACAAGGGACAGGAGGCCGGAUACGAAGCGGAACGUAAGGGUUUCGGCGAACUAUCUCAGACCCCACAGUCGAAGGGACUCAUUGGACUGUUCCGUGGACAGACCGAGUGUAAGAAGAACCGUUUUGGCAGGCCCGCAAAUCCACCGAAGACGGUUGGAGUUCUCGGAGCCGGCCUAAUGGGAGCCGGUAUCGUGCAGGUCAGCAUCGAUAAGGGCUAUCAAGUGAUAAUGAAGGACACCACCGAGGCUGGACUGGGUCGAGGUGUCGGUCAAAUCCAGGGUGGUCUACAGAAUGCCAUCAAGCGCAAGCGUAUCAGCGCAAUCGAACGCGAUCAGAUUCUGUCCAACCUGACCUCCACCCUAAGCUACGAACCGUUCAAGAACACCGACAUCGUGAUUGAGGCCGUGUUCGAGAACAUUGACAUCAAGCAUCGUGUCAUCAAGGAGCUGGAGCAGGUCGUCCCGAAGCACUGCAUCAUCGCCACGAACACGUCGGCCAUUCCUAUCACGAAGAUUGCGGCCGGUAGCUCGCGCCCAGAGAAUGUGGUCGGUAUGCACUACUUCUCGCCUGUGGACAAGAUGCAGCUCCUGGAGAUCAUUACGCAUCCGGGCACAUCGAAGGAGACUGCCGCUGCCGCCGUGGAAGUUGGCCUACGUCAGGGCAAGGUUGUGAUCACCGUCGGCGAUGGUCCCGGCUUCUACACGACGCGCAUCCUCUCGACCAUGCUCUCGGAGGCAAUCAGACUGUUGCAGGAGGGAGUCGAUCCGAAGGAUCUUGACAAAAUGACCAAAUCGUUCGGCUUCCCGGUCGGUGCCGCCACUCUGGCCGAUGAGGUCGGUAUCGAUGUUGGAGCGCAUAUUGCGGUCGAUCUGGCCAAGGCGUUUGGUGAUCGCUUUAGCGGUGGCAAUCUGGGCGUCAUGGACGAUCUGGUGAAGGCCGGCUAUAUGGGACGCAAAUCGGGCAAGGGUGUGUUCGUGUACGGCAGUGGCAAGAGCAAGAACCGUGAGGUGAACCAAGGAGCCCUAGCGAUCUUGAAGCAAAAGUACGCUCUUCAAUCCCGCGGAGCUAACUCCGUCGAGGACAUGCAGCUACGCAUGGUUUCGCGCUUUGUCAAUGAAGCGGUGCUGUGUCUGGAGGAAAAGAUAUUGGACAGCCCGCUGGAGGGUGAUGUGGGUGCCGUUUUCGGACUCGGAUUCCCGCCAUUCACCGGUGGACCGUUCCGCUGGGUGGACCAGUAUGGUGCCGGUAAGCUGGUAGACAAGAUGCGCUCGUAUGCCGACCUGUAUGGUGCUCCGUUCGUUCCGGCUCAGACGCUGCAGGAUAUGGGUCGCGAUGCGUCCAAGAAGUUUUACCCGAGCAAGUAAAAAGGGAAUUCGGGCACAGAUAUAUCAUUUACGACGCGUAUCAUCCACACCAUAACCUAGCAAUCCCUCUUUAGCUACAUAAUACGGACCUUAGAUUAAGACUUGGAAAGGAGGAGAGCGUUUCUUCCUGUCUCUGGUGUUCCGAUUUUCUGGAUCAUCGCAAAUGUUAGCAAAGUUGCCGGUGCUCGACUGUAUGGUUUAGGUUUUCUUGCGCAGCCGCUGGUCACUUCCUAUUGCUUAAGAGAACUAUGUUACAAAGUAGAUCAAUUUGAUUUGUUUUUUUCUGUUCGUAUGUAUCGCAUUUUUUUUAAAUAAACCAUUAUCAUUUACCUCUA
Messenger RNA from Anopheles darlingi, 2830 nucleotides. It is a transcript of the gene Mtpalpha, whose product is annotated as trifunctional enzyme subunit alpha, mitochondrial. Gene Ontology annotation, biological process: fatty acid beta-oxidation. The transcript has 6 exons. Gene Ontology annotation, cellular component: mitochondrion; mitochondrial fatty acid beta-oxidation multienzyme complex. Lineage: Eukaryota; Metazoa; Arthropoda; Insecta; Diptera; Culicidae. The coding region runs from base 177 to 2495 and encodes 772 amino acids. Gene Ontology annotation, molecular function: NAD+ binding; long-chain (3S)-3-hydroxyacyl-CoA dehydrogenase (NAD+) activity; enoyl-CoA hydratase activity. The record is from RefSeq and is a predicted model, not a curated record.